Rhopalosiphum maidis (corn leaf aphid) is the source of this 749-nucleotide messenger RNA. RefSeq lists its product as uncharacterized. The record is from RefSeq and is a predicted model, not a curated record. The transcript has 3 exons. NCBI's taxonomy places the organism in Eukaryota, Metazoa, Arthropoda, Insecta, Hemiptera, Aphididae. The coding region runs from base 163 to 675 and encodes 170 amino acids.
GCGUAGUGUUUACUAUAUUUUAUUUUUAUUGUUUAAUUCUCAACCUCAAUGUUGGAAGUUGGAACCUUUCAUCUGCUUUAGUGAAUUUUAAUUUUUACAUUUUCGUCCGGUUAGAAAUAACGAAAUACAAAGCGUCUGUAAGCUAAUUUCUACGCUAUAAAGAUGUCAAAAAAUCCAUUUGUAAACUGUGAAUCGCAUGAACAAAAAAAGAUAAAAGGUCCGAUUGUCGAACCAAAAGAGAAACUAUUUUGCCCUCCUACUAUAGUGAGAUUGGGUAAUGAACAGUUUGAAUUCAAUAGUAUGUGGUUUUACAAAACGUGCUUAAAAAGUUUGUUGAGCGAAGAUGCUGUUAACAACCAUUUGACUAUUUGCAAUACAUUGUCAAAAAGAGAUGAAGCUAAUCCACCUACUAAAAAAAAUGAAGAUACUCAUUAUAUUUGUGAGACUUGUAAAAAAGUAUUUGCAAGGCGUGUUACACUAAAGAAACAUCUAGAAGUGCAUGAAAAGUCAUCAAGUAGUAUAGACUCUGAAGAAUCUAAUGAUAAAGUUGAAGCAAUGGAUGAUGUUGAUGCGAAUGAUGGAGUUGAUCUUUUAAACACAAAAAAUGAAAAUGAUGAGGAUAACGAUGAUAAUUACGAACUGAGGAAGAAAAUCCAUGAAGUGGCAUUGAUUUGACAACUUCAUUUUAUUUCUUUAUAUUCAUAUUAAUUUUUUUUUUUAUUAAAUAAAAUCAAUUAAAUUAGCUUUUA